Messenger RNA from Metarhizium acridum CQMa 102, 1851 nucleotides. Lineage: Eukaryota; Fungi; Ascomycota; Sordariomycetes; Hypocreales; Clavicipitaceae. The record is from RefSeq and is a predicted model, not a curated record.
AUGUCCAACUAUGCGACCGAUAUCUUUACUCCCUUGUUCGCCAAGAUCCAGGAAGUCACUGGUUUCCCAGAUUUGGUGAAGAAGCAAAAAGAUAUUAAGGACGUUCUGGACGAAGAAGAGCAGGCUUUUACCAAGACGCUUAGCCGCGGAGAAAGGCAAUUCGAAAAGUAUUCAGCUCAGGCAUCCGCCACUGGAUCCAAGAAACUGUCUGGCGCCAAUGUUUGGAGGCUGUCCGAUACGUACGGUUUCCCAGAAGAUUUGACAAAGCUGAUGGCUGAAGAAAGAGGACUGAGCAUCGAUGAGAACGAGGUGGCAGACGCGCGACAAAAGGCUCGACAGGAUAGCAUGGUGAUCAAGAAUUCCGUACAAACCUUCGCAAAGCUGAAUAUUCACCAACUCGCCAAGCUCAAGGAAACGCUACAAUUGCCUCCCUCUGAUGACGAAUCAAAAUUCUCCAAGGGUAAUAUAACGGCUCGAGUCCAACUGAUAUUCACGGGCAGCGAGUUCCUAGAAUCAACGAAAGGCAUCCCGCCGAAUGAGCCUUUCGGACUCCUUCUAGACAGAACCAACUUUUAUGCCGAACAAGGUGGUCAAGUCACUGAUACUGGCCGAAUCAUCAUUGGCGUUGACGUUGCCGAAUUCAAGGUUCUCGAUGUGCAACAACUUGGAGGAUACAUUGUCCACAACGGAUAUCUUGAGUAUGGUGAACUCAAAGCCGGUGAUGAAGUUGUCAGCGAGUAUGAUGAGCUUCGAAGACAGCUGAUUCGAAACAACCAUACCGGGACACACAUCCUGAACCACUCCAUAAGAGAAGUCCUUGGCGACAUUGACCAGCACGGCUCGCUUGUCGAUCAGGAUAGGCUGCGCUUCGACUUCUCGCACAAAGCUACAAUUACUAUCUCCGACCUGAAGGUCAUUGAGGACAUGUCAAAUGCUUAUAUUCGACGGGAUUGCAAGGUCUAUGCCAAGGUUGUGGAGCUCGAGCUCGCACUGAGGAUCAAUGGUAUUCGUGCUGUUUUCGGUGAGAAGUACAUCAAUCCUGUUCGCGUCGUAUCCGUCGGUAUCGAUGUGGACAAGAUCCUGGAAAAGCCUGAAAAUCCACAAUGGCGUAAUUUCAGCAUUGAACUUUGUGGCGGAACACACGUCGCCAAAACUGGUUCUAUCAAGGAAAUGGUGAUCGUUGAGGAGAACGGUAUCGCCAGUGGCAUUCGACGUGUCGUCGCCUACACUGGUAAUGCCGCUUACGCUGCUCAACGCGAUGCUGCAGAAUUCGCAAAGCGAAUUGAUGAAAUUGAUGCCCUGCCGUUCGGCGCAGAGAAGGAGGCGGCCGUUAAGGCUGCUGCCCGUGAUCGCGAGAAUCUUAUUAUCUCCAAGGUUACUGCCGAAGGUCUCGAGGCUAAAUUCACUAAAGUUGUCAAGAGCGUCACCGAUGAACAAAAGAAGCGCCAGAAGGCUGAAAGUAAAGCUGCAUUCGAUGCAGUUACCGGGCACUUUGCCAAGGUCGAGAACAAGGAUGUUAAAUUCUUCAUUGGAUACUUGCCAAUCUCUGCCAACGCCAAGGUCAUUUUUGAUGUCAUAAAUCAUUACAAGACCAAUGAGAAGGAGAAGAGUGUUUACUUGUUUGGUGGUAGCACUGCUGAGGGCGCCGUGGUCCAUGGCGUCUACGUCGCGAAGGAUCUUGCAUUGAAGGGUGUGACGGCUGAGGCUUGGGCAGCUGCUGUGUCGAAAGUUGUUGGAGGCAAAUCCGGUGGCAAAGAGCCGACAAGGCAGGGUCGAGGAACAAAUGCCGAGAAGAUUGAUGACGCUGUCGAGGCUGCAAGGAAUUGGCUUGAGCAGAAGCUGAGGCUGUGA